Molecule: messenger RNA, 1815 nt
Organism: Cercocebus atys (sooty mangabey)
Lineage: Eukaryota; Metazoa; Chordata; Mammalia; Primates; Cercopithecidae
Product: complement C1q and tumor necrosis factor-related protein 9A
Exons: 4
Coding region: 57-1058 (333 amino acids)
Molecular function (GO): protein binding
Source: RefSeq, a predicted model, not a curated record
GCAGGAAGUCACCAGAGAUGGAGCCGUUUUCCCUUUCAGAGUCUGUCAUCUGAACCAUGAGGAUCUGGUGGUUUCUGCUUGCCAUUGAAAUCUGCACAGGGAACAUAAGCUCACAGAACACGUGCAGGCAAGGGCACCCUGGCAUCCCUGGGAACCCCGGUCACAAUGGUCUGCCUGGAAGAGAUGGACGAGACGGAGCAAAGGGUGACAAAGGGGAUGCAGGAGAACCAGGACGUCCUGGCAGCCCGGGGAAGGAUGGGACAAGUGGAGAGAAGGGAGAACGAGGAGCAGAUGGAAAAGUUGAAGCAAAAGGCAUCAAAGGUGAUCAAGGUUCAAGAGGAUCCCCAGGAAAACACGGACCCAAGGGGCUUGCAGGGCCCAUGGGAGAGAAAGGCCUCCGAGGAGAGACUGGGCCUCAGGGGCAGAAGGGGAAUAAGGGUGACGUGGGUCCCACUGGUCCUGAGGGGCCAAGGGGCGACAUUGGGCCUUUGGGCCCAACUGGUUUACCAGGUUCCAUGGGCCCUAUUGGAAAGCCUGGUCCCAAGGGAGAAGCUGGACCCACGGGGCCCCAGGGUGAGCCAGGAGUCCGGGGAAUAAGAGGCUGGAAAGGAGAUCGAGGAGAGAAAGGGAAAAUCGGUGAGACGCUAGUCUUGCCAAAAAGUGCUUUCACUGUGGGGCUCACGGUGCUGAGCAAGUUUCCUUCUUCAGAUGUGCCCAUUAAAUUUGAUAAGAUCCUGUAUAACGAAUUCAACCAUUACGAUAUAGCAACGGGGAAAUUCACGUGCCACAUUGCUGGGGUCUAUUACUUCACCUACCACAUCACUGUUUUCUCCAGGAAUGUUCAGGUGUCUUUGGUCAAAAAUGGAGUAAAAAUACUGCACACCAAAGACGCUUACAUGAGCUCUGAGGACCAGGCCUCUGGCGGCAUUGUCCUGCAGCUGAAGCUCGGGGAUGAGGUGUGGCUGCAGGUGACAGGAGGAGAGAGGUUCAAUGGCUUGUUUGCUGAUGAGGACGAUGACACAACUUUCACAGGGUUCCUUCUGUUCAGCAGCCCGUGACAGAGGAGAGUUUAUAAAUCAGCCACACCAUCCAUCAGAAUCAGCUUGGUGAUGAACUUAUUCAGAUGGUUUUACUUUAUUAAUUUCUCCAAUUAUUACAAUAAUCAUAAAAAGGUGAAAACGGAAAAGUUAUUCCCAAAACUGAUUCUGUGUAACUUACUGUCUUUCCAGGAGUAAAUAUUGAAAAUAGCUGCAUGGUUUAUUCUAAUUUACUUCACAUUUCUUAUUCCUAUUAUCUGAAGAUCCUUUGCCUGUGUGUUUCUUGUGGGAAGAGUGUUUUGAUACCAUUUUAGUGCUCUGAGGAGUCAUGUGAAGAUGUAUCCCUCAUCUGUGUUUCUGCGGACAGUAAGGGGAAAGAAAAGGGAAAUCUUUAUUCCAUUUAGUACUAGUAACAGCUUUAAGUUGGUGAUGCUGUCACACUCCAGAAAGCUGUAGACACUGCUCAUUUUGUCUUUUUUUAAAAAAUUAUUUUUAAGUUCUGGGAUACAUAUGCAGAACGUGCAGGUUUGUUACAUAGUAACAUGUGCUGUGGUGGUUUGCUGCGUCCAUCAACCCGUCACCUAGGUAUUAAGCCCUGCAUGCAUUAGCUAUUUGUCCUGGUGCUCUGCCUCCCACUUUGCUCAUUUUCUAACCUAGGUUUUAAUCACCAUUCCAUCCAACAAAUCAUUGUUUGAUCAUUAUUUGCGAGGCGUGAAUCUCUAUUUGUUUUCUAGGGUUGCCCAAAUAAAAUGUGCAAAGUGAGAGUCUUUAAACAACA